CUUUCAAAUCACACACACUCACACAGAAACUUCUCAUUUCUCUCUCACCGGAAAACCAUCAUGUCUCCGACGUUCAUAUUUCCCCCAAAUCUCGCCGCCCUAGAGCAACAAGAUUCCGGCGAUGAUGCUUCUGUUCUCUCCGUCCAACACUCCACCUGCAUCUCCUCUCUCCGUCCUUCAGAUCUCGAAGAAUUCGUCAAAGGCAUUUCGUUCGAUUUAUCGGACAAAGAGCUGUUUUGCGUCGAAGAACAAGACGUUUUUGAUAGGAUUUACUCAUUGGUUAAGUGUUUUGGUGACCUAACUCCUGGUUCGAAGCUGAAUAUUGUUGAGAGUCUUCGGUCGAAUUUUAGUGUGUUGCUUCCGAAUAUUGAUUCGCUUUUUAGGGCUCCGGCUUCGCCUGCUAGUGGGAGUGGAUGUGGUGACGGUGGUGGUGUGCUUGAUAGAGUUAAUUCGCACCGGAAUGCGUUUAUUGGCAUUGGUUAUCAAGUUGUGGUGGUUGUUUCUUGA
Molecule: messenger RNA, 507 nt
Organism: Helianthus annuus (common sunflower)
Lineage: Eukaryota; Viridiplantae; Streptophyta; Magnoliopsida; Asterales; Asteraceae
Exons: 2
Coding region: 61-507 (148 amino acids)
Biological process (GO): mitotic chromosome condensation; meiotic chromosome condensation
Cellular component (GO): condensed chromosome, centromeric region
Molecular function (GO): histone binding
Source: RefSeq, a predicted model, not a curated record